Messenger RNA from Hyalella azteca, 1772 nucleotides. It is a transcript of the gene CBP, whose product is annotated as sarcoplasmic calcium-binding protein. The coding region runs from base 118 to 900 and encodes 260 amino acids. The transcript has 6 exons. NCBI's taxonomy places the organism in Eukaryota, Metazoa, Arthropoda, Malacostraca, Amphipoda, Hyalellidae. Gene Ontology annotation, molecular function: calcium ion binding. The record is from RefSeq and is a predicted model, not a curated record.
GUUUUAACUCAAAUAGGUUCGGGUUCUGUCGUCAACCUUCCAGCUGCUGAAUUUAUUUGUUACCGUGUGUAAUUAUUCCGGAUAAUUUACAACAUAUUUUACGCAUUUUCCUACGCGAUGUCGAUAGGAGCACGCGCGUGUACAGCGCUGCUGGUGCGCAGUGCACUUCACGCACACCGCCUCAGCCUGUGCAGUACAGCGCUGCCAGUGAGCUGUGCUCUGCCAGUGAACGCCUCCACAGCUGCGCUGAUAAAGCGCUAUUAUGGAAGCAAGAAAGGCGGAAAGAGGUAUGACAGCGGCAGCUCCUCAGACUCUGAUUCCGAUUCAGAAAAGAAGAAGAAAAAGCCCAAGAAAGGGCGAAGGGGCCAGUCGGAGUUCUGGCUGCGCAAGAUGCGUACUCACCACGUCGCCAUGGACGUGAACAAAGACGGCGUCGUCAGCUGGGACGACUUCGAGCAAAUGAUCAAACGCUUCAACGAGACGGGGCUCCUCAAGGACGAGCAGAAACAGAGCUUUGAGGAGGCUGUCAAGCAUGUUUGGGAGGAGGAGUGGGGCGCGUCUGGCGACCCGUACGCCUUCAUCGGUCAGGAGCAGUUCAUCGCGAACAUGGAGCGCGCUGUCAACUCCGAUGAACUCAGGAAGAAGAUCGCCAGGCCCUUGCCAUACUUUUUCCAGGCGGUGGACCACGAUGGUAGUGGGGAAAUUUCUAUCGACGAGUUCAAGCUUUACUUCAAGUGCCUCGGCCUCACCGAGGAGGCCGCGGCCGCCGCCUUCCAGGCCAUCGACAUCAACAGCGACGGCAAGCUCAGUCUUCAGGAGUUCGUCAAACUCGGCCGAGAUUUCUUCCUGAGCGAAGACGAGACGAGGCCAAGCAAACUUUUCUGGGGCCCUCUCGUGUGAUGUGCAGCUGACUCUUCAGGGGCCCUCUAGUGUGAUGAGCAGCUGACUCUUCAGGGGCCUUCUCGUGUGAUGUGGAGCUGAAUCUUCAGAGGCCCUCUCGUGUGAUGUGCAGCUGACUCCUCUUGGGCCCUCUCGUGUGAUGCGCAGCUGACUCUUCUGGGGCCCUCUCGUGUGAUGUGCAGCUGACUCCUCUUGGGCUCUCUCGUGUGAUGUGCAGCUGACUCCUCUUGGGCCCUCUCGUGUGAUGUGCAGCUGACUCUUCUGGAGCAUCCUAUGUGAUAAAACUUUUCUCGGCUCUUCGUAUCACGCUCUUUCUGAGUUCUUCUAGAACAAUGUUUUCCAACUUUCGAUCCGCGAAAACCUUCCAGGUGCUAUGCGAACACUUUGGGGGACUUAGGCAAUAUUAGGGGCAAUAGAUGUUCUACUCCACUUACCUACUCCCAGCGCCGCACCGUGAAAUUCAAAUGGUAGGCUAUUUUUCUCACAUAUUUUUCUUCUUCAUUUACAAAUCAGACUAUUCGAACAUCCCCCACGCGGUUACUGAGGAACUCGGAAUGGGUAGCCAUUGUGUAUGAAGGUGAAAUGUCCAGUAAAUUCAAUAAGGAUUCAUGUGAUGCUAUAUAAAUUAUAGGACGUAUUCCUGCUCUGGCACAAUAUGCUGCAUCCUCGUGACUGUUCUUCCCGAGGCUGUCAAAAUAUCCUCCUGAUGAUCUUAUGUGGGAAACAGACACCUUGCGACUGCACAUUACUUUAGAUAUUCCAAUCAGAGGGUCCUUACAUGUUUCAGAAUCUUUGAGGUCACGUGUUUCCUAAAUCAGUGGUUUUUUAGCGCAUUUUCUCAUUUAUGGAAAAAAUGCACUAUUGUGCUCGCC